Messenger RNA from Suricata suricatta (meerkat), 3097 nucleotides. RefSeq names its product arginyltransferase 1 (gene ATE1). Gene Ontology annotation, biological process: protein arginylation. Gene Ontology annotation, cellular component: cytoplasm. The coding region runs from base 43 to 1710 and encodes 555 amino acids. Gene Ontology annotation, molecular function: arginyl-tRNA--protein transferase activity. The record is from RefSeq and is a predicted model, not a curated record. Lineage: Eukaryota; Metazoa; Chordata; Mammalia; Carnivora; Herpestidae. The transcript is spliced from 12 exons.
GCCGAGAGGCGUGGCCGGCCCCGGCGGACCUUGGAGGCGGCCAUGGCCUCGGUGGUGGAGUACAAGGGCCUCAAGGCCGGCUACCACUGCGGCUACUGCGAUUCCGAGGAGGGCAAGGUGUCCUGCGGCAUGUGGGCACAUUCGAUGACGGUACAGGAUUAUCAGGAUCUCAUAGACCGAGGAUGGCGAAGAAGCGGAAAAUAUGUGUACAAGCCUGUCAUGAAUCAAACCUGUUGUCCUCAGUACACGAUAAGGUGCCGACCUUUACAGUUUCAGCCAUCAAAAUCUCACAAGAAGGUUUUGAAAAAAAUGUUGAAAUUUCUGGUCAAAGGGGAAAUUUCCAGAGGAAAUUAUGAGGACGAGCCCAUGGAGCCCACCAUGGAGGAUGCCGUUGCUGGCGACUUUGGAUUAAUAAAUAAAUUGGACAUACAGUGUGACCUUAAAACGUUCGGUGAUGACCUCACGGAGCGCUUCGAGAGUGAAGAAAAGCAGAAAGGAAGAAGCCCAAAGACAGAAGCAGCUAGUGAAUUGAUUCAGUCACAAGCUAUGGAGGAGAAGCUGGGCUCCGGUGAGCCUUCGCGCCCAGUGAGAGCGCCCCCGGCUCCGAAGCCAGGCAAAGGAGCAGAUUUGAGUAAGCCUCCCUGUCGAAAAGCAAAGGAAAUCCGGAAAGAAAGGAAAAGGUUAAAACUCAUGCAGCAGAACCCAGCUGGACAACUUGAGGGUCUCCAGGCUCAGGGUGAGCCACCAUCUUUGUUCCCACCAAAGGCUAAUAAAUCCAACCAGCCCAAAUCACUUGAAGAUUUAAUUUUUGAAUCUUUACCAGAGAAUGCUUCACACAAGUUGGAGGUGAGGGUGGUGAGAUCAUCUCCACCAAGUUCUCAGUUCAAAGCCACAUUUCAGGAGUCUUACCAGGUCUAUAAACGUUACCAGAUGGUUAUUCACAAGGACCCACCUGAUAAACCAACUGUGAGCCAGGUGAGGUUAGUACCUGUCUCCUUUGAGGACCCAGAGUUCAAGUCGUCCUUCAGCCAGUCAUUUUCUCUGUAUGUCAAGUAUCAAAUGGCCGUACACCAGGACCCGCCCGAUGAGUGUGGGAAGACUGAGUUCACCAGAUUCCUGUGCAGCUCACCUUUGGAGGCAGAGAAUCCCCCGAACGGACCAGACUGUGGUUACGGCUCCUUUCACCAGCAGUACUGGCUCGACGGCAGGAUCGUCGCCGUGGGGGUGAUCGACAUCCUCCCGUCCUGUGUGUCGUCUGUGUAUUUGUACUACGAUCCUGACUACUCAUUCCUGUCUCUGGGUGUCUACUCUGCACUACGGGGCAGUACAGACCUUCUGAUUUGCUGUGUCCUGAGACGUACGUUUGGGUGCCCAUCGAGCAGUGCCUGCCUUCCCUCGACAACUCGAAGUACUGCCGUUUCAACCCGGACCCGGAAGCAGUGGACGAAGGCCGCAGCAAGGACCCCGACCGCUUGCAGGUCCUCUACAAGAAAGCCAUCCUGCCCUACGGCGCCUACAAGAAGCAUCAGAGGGACCCGGCCGAGGAGGCCGUGGUGCUGCAGUACGGGCGGCUCGUGGGGCAGCGGUGCUCCGAGCGGAUGCUGCUCUUCCGGAACUGAGCCCCGGCCCCGCCUCCUGCCCGCGACGCCCCUCCCUCCGGGGACGCCCCGGACCUGCCCCCGGAUGAGACGGUUUUAUUUUGGCAAUUGAAUUUGGCUUUUCUAAAAUAUUUUGUGGUGAUGUAUUUGUGAGAACCUCAUGGUUAAUACAAAGGUUUUAAAAACAUGCCAUGAACCUAGGCUCGUAAAUUAUUGGGGUUUAUCAUUUUUGGAAGUUUGUUUUAUGAACAAGAUACAGUACCAACUUCUGACGUUACUCUUUUGGAAAGUAAACCGAAUAAGUGGAUCUCAAGUAAUUUAAAUCAUUGUUGGUUUUUUUUUGGGGGGGGGGGCGGGUCGAAGAAAUUACAACAGACGCUUCUCAGAUCCGCUAAACACAGUUUCUGCUACAAAAUUGUAACGUUUGGCGAGGAGGGUUGGGAGUCUGCCUCGUUGCUUAGGAAACGGCUUCUCAGGAGAACGAGACUGUCGUGAUCAGUGUUCAGUAUCGAGUCCCGGCCGAAUGUUAUGUAGUUAAUAGAAAACAAACAAAAAUAGACUACAAACAUUGGAGAAGGGUUGUGUGAACAUGAGAGGGUCAUUUACCCAGGACGCCCCCGUCAUGUCUGUUGUCUUGACGUGAUCAUUCUUUCCUAGAACAAUCAUCACCCUCAAAUAACUGUACUCUCAAAAGUAUCCCAGUUUGGACAGCAAAAUAUCUGAUUACCCUAGUUGUGUGUCUGAUUUGCUCUAUUUCUAGAAAUCGAAGAAAUGAAGUUUUCUAUGUUUCUGUUUAGGUUUGUUUAAAUAUCGUGCUCCUGCCUUGACCUGAGACCCAUCAGAAGUAAAUAUACACUAAAUUUUUCAUUCCUUAGAACUUAGGACCCUUGUCUUUGGUUGCUGAUUAGAAAUUAGCUUGUACCUGACCACUCGUGUGCUCAGCACGGUAAUGAAGGAAUAUCGUGACCUUGUUCGGGGGCAAGAGGCGAGCAGUCCGUUCCUCGCCCUCUGAUUGGAGAGUCACAGGCAGGCGCCGCACGCAGGAAUCGGGGGCAGAGGCCAGCUGCUGUCUCCCUCUCCCUCGUCAGCCAGUGCCCCUCGGCCACCACCGUCAAGGUGACAGGCACUGAGCUGGGAGGGAAGAGGAGACUCGCACGUCUCAGUUCCUAGUGAGGACUGAGUUGCGUCGGAGACCGUGAGCGACGGAGGACGUGGGUUCCCUGGUCUCCUUCCCAGCUCUCCCCGCGCUCUGCUGCCGGCUGCGCGGCCGCUGGCGUCAUUUCAUCCCCCAUUUUGCCUCUUGGCUCGUGAUCUUUUAAAAAGAAAACAUAUUAUAGAAGUUAGUACUUGGAAACCCACUACUGAUUUUAAACUUUUCUCCUCCAUGCACUGAUUUUAGAUAAAAUAUUUGUUAGCUAAAGAAAAGAUGCUAAAACAAUGAUUUUAAAACAUGUCUAGAAAUUCAACAUCUAAAUAAACUGUGUAUUUAUUCAUUCAGA